This is a messenger RNA of Aaosphaeria arxii CBS 175.79, 2471 nucleotides long. RefSeq lists its product as uncharacterized. The coding region runs from base 122 to 2086 and encodes 654 amino acids. Gene Ontology annotation, molecular function: ubiquitin binding. The record is from RefSeq and is a predicted model, not a curated record. The transcript is spliced from 2 exons. NCBI's taxonomy places the organism in Eukaryota, Fungi, Ascomycota, Dothideomycetes, Pleosporales.
CUCCAACAGAUUCACCACAUAAACCACGCGGAAGCAUCUAAAAGGACCUUUAGAACAGUUCAUACAGCUGUAAUUAUCAUCUACGUCGAUUGCCUCGAUUUUCAGCGACAUCGUUCUAUCAAUGGCGGGGCUGCCACCGUUUACGUCAUUUCCUACUGCAGAAGUCCGCAACGUUAUUCUUCCCACACAGUGGGACUUGUACGUGGAGUCAACUACUUCUUUGACUGACCUUUAUCUCCAAUCGAGUGACCAAGACUUCCUGUCCGCCGUACAACAUGGAACUAGCCUUCAGGAUUUUCUCACCAGCUUUUUCCAUGAGUUGGCUAGGAACCCUACGUUGUCGCCUAGUUUGUUACCAUUGCGGCGGAAAGCCUUCGUAUUGCUCCAUAGGAUUUGGUCCUCGAACACUGUUCCUACAAAUCUCUUAGAAUGGUCCUUCGUGUCAAAUGUUUGUCGAAGUUACCCCAAGAAUGAACAACGUCGCUCGCUUUUAAAACUUAUUUGGAGCCGGGAAGGCAGCAGGCUAGAGAAGUCCUUGCAACUAGCAAAAGAUUCGGCAAUCAAGUUAUUGGACUCGAAGAACCCAGACAAUGUAGAGAAUAUUCUAGAUUCUCUUGGUCCCUUAUUGAAAUAUUCUACAGAGGCUGGAGAAUUUAUGCUCACUGGAUCCGAUUUCUUCGAUUCCCUGGGUUCGGCGUAUCCAAAGGUUUCCCCAAACAUCCAAAGGAAACUCGUGAUAACAGCAUACUUAGGACUCACGUCACUUGUAAAUGGACCAAAGCCCAAAUUCUCACUAUUAUCGGAUUAUCUUUAUGGACUCAAAACCAGCGCGGAGCAAGCACAGAAGAGAAAAGAGACAGAAAAGACUUACGUAGCCGACCUUGUUACGAAUACACCUCUUGUAGAAAGGAUCAGAGCUGCAUCUAGUGGGACUGAGGGUGCACGAUUGAAGAACAUAGUCUCAUCUCUCGCUACUUAUCAUCAGGAGGGAAUCGCCCGCCCCAAAAAGAUUAUCCGUCGCAAAGUUGAUAAAGGCAAGGGCAAAGCUACGGGUGAAGAACAUAACAACGAAGGGUUUGGAGAAUUCCAUGUCCACCGUAUGAGCUUGGUCACUCAAGUACAGGAUCUUUUCCCAGAUCUUGGCCCUGGAUUUGUGAUCAAGCUGCUAGAUGAAUACAACGAUAAUGUUGAACUGGUCACUGCGCAUCUACUGGAAGACUCUUUACCCCCACACCUUGCAACUGCAGAUCGCAGCGAGCCAUUGCCACAAACUUCGACACCAGCCUACUCACAUUUACCACCUCGGUCGACACCACCUCCAGCUUAUGAGCGCCGCAAUAAGUACGACAACGAUGAGCUGGAUAAUCUCACGGUGGACACGUCUCGCCUGCAUAUUGGCCGCAAGAAUCAGCAACUCACUGCUGACAACAUUCUGUCCGACCGUAGCAAUGCACCCAAGAAAUCAUCAAUCCUGGCUGCUCUUGCAGCCUUUGACUUAGAUGAUGAUGAGCGUGACGACACAUAUGACGUCGAGGAUGUUGGUGGUACGAUUGACUCUGCAGCUCCUGGACCCGACGGAGCGGAUGCGGACCUUCAAGACAAGAACGAGGAGGCACUGUUCAGGGCCUUUGCCAUGUCGGCAGAUGUUUUCGGUCGAGAUGCAGAGACGAGGAGAGGAAAGGCCAGGGCUAUCCUCAAGAGUGAAACAGGAAUGACGGAUGAGGCCAUUGAGGGCUGGGCUGUCAUGAUGACCCGCGAACCCAGGCGUCUUCGUCGUUUAGAGGCAAAAUAUGCAACCUUCUCCGGCCAACAACGAGAGCUAGCAUCAACAGCUUACAGAGGAAGCCCUGCCGAGUCAGGAGAUGAAGGAAAGAGCGACGCCCAACGCGGGGGAAGGGGCGGUCAUUCCGGGAGAGGCCGCGGACGGGGGAGAGGGCGAGGUGGUGGAAAUGUUGCAGGCUCGAAUGAGGAAAAAUCCACGCAAGUAUCACGGCAGAGGAAGGAAGCAAACAAAGGAAGCCGUGCAAAUCACAAUCGCAGGGACCAACGAGCACGCAAGAUGGCUCGAGGCGGACUUGCAGGUUGAUACCGACAUUGCAUGCUGUAUCUCUCACGAUAGCCCUGGACUUAUGGUCACUAAGUGGUGGUACCCUAGCUGAGGAAAUGUCAUGUUUGGCAUCUUAUGCGAGGAGGAGUAAGGCUCCCCAAAUGCUGCAUUUGAUGAUCUCGGGUUUUGGAAGCACCGAAACUAUAUCCCAAAGAUGUGCUUGCCUUUCGGCCGUAGGACUACGUAGUGUAAGAGUUCACAGGAAUGUUAACUCACCACGGUGUGCCGUAAGUUCCUACAGCUUACAAGAUGAUAGCUGCCCAUCGGCCGUACGCUUUGGGAAAAUGCCCCAUAAAAGGAUGUUGAAACAGGGGUCAUAUCAGAUGGAUCCAAUGCAGUCAGAACGUAAUACAGACUAACUCCC